This is a messenger RNA of Adineta ricciae, 564 nucleotides long. NCBI's taxonomy places the organism in Eukaryota, Metazoa, Rotifera, Eurotatoria, Adinetida, Adinetidae. The record is from the annotation of a GenBank genome assembly.
AUGGAGCUUCGAACGCGGCUGUUUGUCGCUGUCUGCGUCUUCCUAUUGGAAGGGCCGGCAACACUAGCAUCUACUUACUCGUGCCAUCAAAAUAAUGUUGAUGUACAAUUUACAUUAUCAAUAGCAGCUCAUUCUGCAUCGAAUCCGGCAUCCAAUUGUUAUGUACAACAAUGUAAUGUAACUUCAACUGAUAAUAAUACUUGUUCUUUACCACCAGCACCAGCACCUUGCUUCAAUUAUCGUUCAAUAAACAAUGUUAGUUAUUGUGCUCCAGUUAACACUUCAGCAACGGUAACAACAAGUACUCUUAGCACUACAACUAGUACAACUACUCUUUCAACCACCACAACAACGACAUCGACUUCGUCUACGAGUUCGACAUCAUGGACUUCGUCUACGAGUGCGACAACAUCGACUUCGGCUACGAGUUUGACUACAUCGACUACGUCUACAAGUUCGACAACGACAUCGACUUCGUCUACGAGUUCGACAUCAUCGACUUCGUCUACAAGUUGGACGACAACGACAUCUACGACGACUACAUCACCGUUCGUAGGGCGUUAG